Mauremys reevesii (Reeves's turtle) is the source of this 4600-nucleotide messenger RNA. RefSeq names its product zinc finger protein 629-like. The record is from RefSeq and is a predicted model, not a curated record. The transcript is spliced from 13 exons. Lineage: Eukaryota; Metazoa; Chordata; Testudines; Geoemydidae. Gene Ontology annotation, molecular function: DNA-binding transcription factor activity, RNA polymerase II-specific; RNA polymerase II cis-regulatory region sequence-specific DNA binding. The coding region runs from base 83 to 4600 and encodes 1505 amino acids. Gene Ontology annotation, biological process: regulation of transcription by RNA polymerase II.
CAAGCAGCUGGGGAGGGGGGGGGAGCCCCCGUCUCCCCCAGCCCCCGGCCAGCAGGUGAGGGUGAGACAGAGAUUGGUGAAGAUGGACUCCCCCAGAGGACUGUGGGAAGCGUGGAGGCUGCACCCCAAUCCUGAACUCCAAGAGGAGGACCAGGAGCCCCACAUGCUACAAGAUCUCACACGUCCCCAGGGGUCUCUGCCUAGCUCGGAGAGGGGUGAGCGGCAGCGGGGCAGGGCUGACCCGCCCUGGGAGCCUGGCAUCCAGGCGCCAGUGACGUUCGAAGAGGUGGCCGUGUAUUUCACCGAGGAGGAGUGGCGUCUCCUGGAUGAAGGGCAGAGGCGGCUCUACAGGGAUGUCAUGCUGGAGAACUACACCAACGUCAGCUUCCUGGCAGGAUUCCCGGUCCCCAAACCGGCCAUGAUCUCCCGGAUGGAGCGAGGGGAGGCGCCGUGCGUCCCGGAUCUCCAGGGCUCUGAGGGGAGGGAGAUCCCAGCAGGUCCCGGGACGGGGAGUGAGAAUCCCCAGCAGAGAGUGUAUCUGUGCGGGACUUUCCCCUGGAGAUCCCAAGAGGACGUAUCCCAGAAUCCUUUGGGAGCAGCUCAGUGCAGUGUGUUCCCACAGGGAUCUCAAGAGGACGUAUCCCAGAAUCCUUUGGGAGUGGAUCUGCACGGGCCGUUUUCAGGGCAAUCGAAAGCGGACAUAUCCCAGCAUCCCUUGAGAGGGGAUCCACACAGGCCGUCCUUCACGCCGCAGCCCAGAGGGGUCCGUUCAGGGGCAGAAGCAGGGGGCCGGCUGGGGCUGCCCGGGGCCCCCCGACGCGGGGAGCGGCCCACCAUCUGCGGCGAGUGCGGGAAGGGCUUCCUGCAGAACUCGGACCUGGUGAAGCACCUUCGCACCCACACGGGCGAGCGGCCCUACAAGUGCGCCCAGUGCGGGAAAAGCUUCACCCAGAGCUCGGCCCUGACCCAGCACCGCCGCACCCACACGGGCGAGCGCCCCUACCCCUGCUCCCAGUGCGGGAAGUGCUUCACCGAGAGCUCCACCCUGGCCCAGCACCGGCGCAUCCACACCGGCGAACGGCCCUACCGCUGCCACCAAUGCGGCAAAGCCUUCAGCCUCAGCUCCACCCUGAAGAAGCACCAGCGCACCCACACCGGCGAGCGGCCCUACAUGUGCGAGGCGUGCGGGAAGAGCUUCGGGGAGAGCUCCCACCUGGCCAACCACCAGCGCGUCCACACUGGGGAGCGGCCCUACCGGUGCAAGGAGUGCGGCCGAGGCUUUAACCACACCUCCACCCUCUUCAAGCACCAGCGCACCCACACGGGCGAGCGGCCCUACCGCUGCGGGGACUGCGGCAAGGCCUUCAGCUGGACCACGGCCCUCAAGCAGCACCAGCGGAUCCACACGGGUGCCAAGCCGUACCGGUGUGGGGAGUGUGGCAAGACCUUCAGCUGGAGCUCCACCCUCAACCAGCACCGGCAGGUGCACUCCGGGGAGAAGCCCCACGUCUGCCCCGAGUGCGGCCGCGCCUUUGCCCGCAGCUCCCACCUGGCGCAGCACCGGCUGGUGCACUCCGGGGAGAAGCCAUUCAAAUGCGGGCAGUGCCAGCGGAGCUUCAUCCAGAACGCCCACCUGGUGUCCCACCGCCGGCUGCACGCCGCCCCCGCCGGGCUGCCCCACAGCACGGAGGAGGGCCCUGGGGACCGGGGCCUGGUUCAGCUCCCCGAAGGAAGCGGGGACGGGAGAGCAAAGGGACCUUCCUGUUCCCAGCUCCUCGCCCCAGCCCCUGGGCUCGGCGGGGGGCUCCCUGGGCCCCAGGGGCCGGAUCGGGCUCCCCUGGGGUGGGGAAAAUCGCCCCCACCCCCCGCGCUGAUCGGCGUUGGCCUAUGGCCGACCCCCGGAGCCAUGGAGCCCGUCCCGCAGCGCUGGGAGGCGGUGAGCAUCAAAGUGGAGGGAGAAGAGCCGAGUGCCACCGGGGAGGCCCAGCAGGGGGUGCUGGCUCUGAGCCCGUACCCCGGGGCUGCAUGCCCACUGGGCUGGGCUCUGAAAGAGGAGCCAGAGUUCCAGCAGGGAAUGGGUGAUGGUGAAAGCCUGGGGUGGGAUCCAGCACAGAAAGAUCUGGAGAAGACUGAACUGCACCAGCUCUUACCGAUAGCGGACGUCCCCCAAGUAGAGCUGGGUGGGGCGCUGUCUGGAGGACCUGAAGGAACCUUUCCCCAAGCGGAUCUGCUUAGGACGGUCUCUGGAGGAUCUGAAAGAGACGUUCCCCUACUGGAUCUGUGUGAGAUGUUCUCUGGAGGAUCUGACGGGGAUGUUCCCCAUAUUGAUCUGUGUGGGGUACCCUCAGGAGAACCUGCAGGGGAUGUUCCCCAGGUGGAUCUGCAUGGGAUGCCCUCAGGAGGAUCUGAAGAGGAUGUUCCCCAAGCGGAUCUGCAGGGGACGUUCUCUGGAGGAUGGGAAGGGGUGGACAUGCAGCAGCGGGGGGACCCUCCAGUGAGGAGCCAGGGGAAGCCAGCCCAGCAUGGCAGCCUCCCUGUACCGGCACCGGAGAAACCUUACAAGUGCUCGGUGUGCGAUAAAAGCUUUGGGCAGAGCUCCCAUCUCAUCCAGCACCAGGUGUCACACACGGGCGAAAAGCCUUACAAAUGUCCAGAGUGUGGCAAAGGCUUCACCUGGAGCUCAGCGCUGGCCCAGCACCGGCGCAUCCACCGCGGCGAGAGACCUUUCGUCUGCCCGGACUGCGGCAAAAGCUUCAGCCAGAGCUCCAACCUGAGCACCCACCGGCGCACCCACACGGGCGAGAAGCCGUUCGUCUGCCCGGACUGCGGGCGCGGCUUCAGCCAGAACUCCAACCUCGCGUCCCACCGGCGCACCCACACCGGCGAGCGCCACUACCGCUGCUACGACUGCGGGCGGGGCUUCUUGGAGCGGGCGGCGCUGGCCGAGCACCAGCAGGGCCAUGCCGGGCAUCGGCCCUACACCUGCGGGCAGUGCGGCAAAGCCUUCGGGCAGAGCGCCAAGCUGGCCCAGCACCAGCGCAUCCACACCGGUGAGCGGCCCUUCCGGUGCGAGGAGUGCGGCAAAGGCUUCAACGACGGCUCCUACCUGGUCAAGCACCGGCGGGUCCACACCGGCGAAAAGCGCUACCGCUGCCCAGUGUGUGGCAAAACCUUCAGCCAGACCUCUAACCUCAUCACCCACCAGACCACCCAUACCGGAGAAAAGCCUUUCCGGUGUGGGGACUGCGGGCGCAGCUUCAUCCGCCGGGCUCACCUGGCUGCCCACCGGCGCACUCACACCGGCGAGCGGCCGUACCAGUGUGCCCAGUGCGGGAGGUGCUUCUCCCAGCGCUCCACCUAUGCCCAGCACCGCCGCACCCACACCGGCGAGCAGCCUUACCGCUGCCCCGACUGCGGCCGGGGAUUCAGCCAGAACUCCAACCUGGCGGCUCACCGGCGCAUCCACACCGGCGAACGGCCCUACCAGUGUGGCCAGUGCGGCCGGCGCUUUGUCCAGAGCUCUGCCUUCACCCAGCACCAGAAGACCCACAAGAAAGGGCAGGACUACCUGCUCGGCUGUGCACAGCGGCUGGGGCGGGGGCAGGGGGGGGCCGGUCCCCAGCACCGAAAUCCCCCUCCAAAGGGGGGGGGAGGGGAUUGCAAAGGGGUGCCGGGGGCUGCGAUGGAGGAGUGGGCUCUGCUGGAUGAGAGGCAGAGGGAGCUCUACCGGGACGUCAUGCAGGAGAACUAUGGGGACGCCAUUUCACUGGGAUUUCCCGUCCCCAAACCGGCUGUGAUCUCCUGGAUGGAGCGCGAGGAAGAGCCAUGCGUCCCGGAUCUCCGGGGCUCCGAGGAACAGGAGAUCCCAGCAGGUGACGGGACGGUGAGCGACAACGAGGAAGAGGAGGUGGCAGAGCCUCCCCAGCAGGAGGAAGAGCCUCCGGGGCCGGAGGCCCCCAACCGCCCCGACUGGGCCGAAGCCUGCGAGAGCUUGUGCCGGCCCCCGCAGCGGGGGGGCCGCUGGGGCCCGUACGCCCGGCGGCGGCGGGUCAGCACUGCCCCCCGGGCCGAGCCACGCUUCUUCGACUGCCCCGACUGCGGGAAACGCUUCACGCUCAGCUCCCACCUCAUCCGGCACCAGCGGGUGCACACGGGCGAGCGCCCCUUCGCCUGCGGGGUGUGCGGGAAGAGCUUCUCGCAGCGCUCGGACCUGGGCCGCCACCAGCGCACCCACACGGGCGAGAAGCUCUACCGCUGCACCCAGUGCCAGAAGAGCUUCAGCGAGAGCUCCCACCUCAUCCGCCACCAGAUCAUCCACUCCGGUGAGAAGCCCUUCAAGUGCAACGUCUGCGGCAAGAGUUACGGGGACAGCUCCUACCUGGCCGUCCACCAGCGGGCCCACACCGGCGCCCGUCCCUACCGCUGCCCCCUCUGCGGCAAAAGCUUUGGACGCAGCUCCACCCUCAUCCGCCACCAGCGCGUCCACGCGGGCGACGGGACGCCGGCGGAGGGCCAGCCCGCCCUGCCCGUGCCCCCGCCAGCUCCCCGGCCCAACGCCCGGCACCUCCGGAUAGUGGGGUGGCAGUGGGGGGUGGAGUGA